UCCAGGAUAUACCCGUUUAUCUGAUAAAAGGCAAUAAGGAAGAGAUGCUGGUUACUGGUUAACUCCAACAGACUUUACACUCCAGCAUUUGUAAUGCGUUAAGAAGCAGAGUCAUUCUGUGAAAGGGUAAAGUUUGGAAAUCAAAGUGUCACCAUGAGCGACACCUCAGAGGACGACAACGAGAUCUCCUUCUCCCUGAAGUUUCUUGGUCGAGUUGAGGUGGAUCGCCCUGCUGGACUAGAAGUCCUGGAUGAAGCGAUUCAGAGCCUAAAGAAACCAGAGAAAUACAACCCAGACAAGGCUGCCAAGAACAGCAAAGUCCACCUCUUCCUGUCCCUGAGCGGGAUCGACCUUCUGGAAAACAAAACCAAGUUCUUGUUGUACUCGUGCCCUCUGUCCAGUAUCUCCUUCUGUGCCGUGGUCCCAUUGUCACCCAAAGUCUUUGGUUUUGUGGCUCAGCCCCCUACAGCAGACACAUAUCACUGCUAUCUGUUCCAGAGCAAGAAGUUUUCUCAUGUGCUGGUGUCGUUAAUCGGGGACUCCUUCAGAGCUUCAAAGAAAGAGACCAAAAACAUCAGAGGAGCACGAGACCUAAAGGUGGAAGCACUCAGACAUAAGAAUAAAGUGCUGCAGAGGGAGAAUGAGGAGCUGAAGAGGAGGCUCCAAGGACAGACUGAGGUUUAAUGUAGCAUCAUGUUUUUGAAAUGAGGAAUGCACAAACAGAUGUAAUGAAGGCUGGGGUUGAAAAUUAAUAAAAACAUGUUUUAAUAUGUUCAGAAA
Molecule: messenger RNA, 780 nt
Organism: Notolabrus celidotus (New Zealand spotty)
Lineage: Eukaryota; Metazoa; Chordata; Actinopteri; Labriformes; Labridae
Product: PTB domain-containing engulfment adapter protein 1-like
Exons: 7
Coding region: 154-684 (176 amino acids)
Source: RefSeq, a predicted model, not a curated record